Messenger RNA from Triticum aestivum (bread wheat), 657 nucleotides. Its product is annotated as heptahelical transmembrane protein 4-like. Gene Ontology annotation, cellular component: membrane. The coding region runs from base 28 to 657 and encodes 209 amino acids. The transcript has a single exon. The record is from RefSeq and is a predicted model, not a curated record. NCBI's taxonomy places the organism in Eukaryota, Viridiplantae, Streptophyta, Magnoliopsida, Poales, Poaceae. Gene Ontology annotation, molecular function: signaling receptor activity. Gene Ontology annotation, biological process: response to hormone.
UGCUUCUUCAUCUUCCUCGCGCUCACCAUGUCCGUCUGGUCGGGGGAGCACGGCCCGGUCACGCGGUGGCCGUUCUACACGUACCUGUGCGGCGCCAUGUUCUGCCUGCUGAUGAGCAGCGGUUGCCAUCUGCUGGCGUGCCACUCGGAGCAUGCCACCUACGUGCUGCUCCGGCUCGACUACGCCGGCAUCACCGGCCUUAUCGUCACCUCCUUCUACCCGGUCGUCUACUACACCUUCCUCUGUGACCCCUUCUCCCGUACACUCUACCUUGGCUCCAUCACCAUCUGCGGCGCGGCCGCUGUGGCUGUCUCGCUGCUGCCGGUCUUCCAGGCACCUGAUCUGCGGUGGGCGCGCGCUGCGCUAUUCGCGUGCAUGGGCGCGUCCGGCAUCGUGCCAAUCGUGCACAAGAUGCUCAUGUUCCAUGCACGACCCGAGGCGGUGCUCACGACUGGUUACGAGGUGGUCAUGGGGGCGUUCUACCUUGCCGGCGUGUUGGUUUACGCCACAAGGGUGCCGGAGAGGUUUAUGCCAGGAAUGUUUGACCUCGUCGGGCAUAGCCACCAGCUGUUCCACGUGCUAGUCAUUGCCAGCGCUUACGCGCACUACCAUGCUGGCCUGGUUUACUUGAGUUGGCGGGACAGGGACCAGUGCUGA